This is a messenger RNA of Postia placenta MAD-698-R-SB12, 273 nucleotides long. RefSeq lists its product as hypothetical. Gene Ontology annotation, molecular function: structural constituent of ribosome; RNA binding. Gene Ontology annotation, biological process: translation. Lineage: Eukaryota; Fungi; Basidiomycota; Agaricomycetes; Polyporales; Adustoporiaceae. The annotation marks the transcript as partial. The transcript is spliced from 3 exons. Gene Ontology annotation, cellular component: cytosolic large ribosomal subunit; ribosome. The record is from RefSeq and is a predicted model, not a curated record.
ACCUCCCAUAGUAAGCGGCACACCAAGAGCCACACCCUCUGCAGGCGGUGUGGAAACCGCGCCUUCCACAAGCAGCACAAGGAGUGCGCGCAAUGUGGCUACCCCAGUGCUAAGCUGCGAUCGUACGAGUGGGGCCAGAAGGCCAAGCGCCGAAAGACGACUGGUACCGGCAGGAUGCGCUACCUCAAGCAUGUGUCGAGGCGCUUCAAGAACGGUUUCAGGGAGAACACUACGGCUGUGAAGAGGACCAAGUCGAAGCCGUCUGAGGCAUAG